Pedinophyceae sp. YPF-701 is the source of this 1167-nucleotide messenger RNA. The record is from the annotation of a GenBank genome assembly. Lineage: Eukaryota; Viridiplantae; Chlorophyta; Pedinophyceae.
AUGUCGAACAAGCACGAAGCAAUAGAGACGCCGCUGCUGCAGGUGCCGCUAGACUCCUUGAAACGGAACAUCCGAGAUCGCAAGUCGAUCAUGGACGACACGUCACAGCUCAGCGAGAAGGCGCAGCGUCUAGCGAAGGAGUUCGAGGAGUCGCCGCAGGAGGAUCAGACGCUGGCCCAGCUUGCCAGCCUGAACGAGAUGGAGAAGAUAGUCCUGGGAGCCAAGGAGAAGCUCGAGCGGAUAGCAGCGCUCGAACGCGACGAUAUCCACCGCCUGCGUGCGCGGAUCCAGCACCUCGGGGAGCUGGGGUCGCCGGAGAAGGACGAGACGCUGCCGUGGACGCGGCGACGCAUCGACCGCAUCAUCGUCGACCACAUGCUGCGGACAGGCCGGCUCGACAGCGCGGACAAGCUCGCGGAGGAGUGCGGGAUCACGGAUCUCGUGGACUCGCACGUGUUCCGCGGCGCCCAGGAGGUGGCGCGCUCCCUGCAGCAGCACAGCUGCGGACCCGCGCUGGCGUGGUGCCGCGAGAACCGCUCGCGCCUCAAAAAGAUCAAGUCCACGCUCGAGUUCCUCCUCCGCGUCCAGGAGUAUAUCGAACUCGUGCGACAGGAGCGCCCCACCGACGCGCUCAAGUACGCUCGGCAGUAUCUCGCGCCGGCCGCGAAGGACAGCCUCCCGGCGCUGCAGCGGGCGGUGGCGGCCAUCGCGUUUGGGCCGGCGACGAAGUGCGCGCGGUACGCGCACCUGUUCCACCCGGACCGGUGGGACGACCUCGUGGAGAUCUUCCUCGGCGACGUGUACCGCCUGAACUCGCUCCCGUCCAAGUCCCUGCUGGCCAUUCACCUCCAGGCGGGGCUGUCGGCGCUCAAGACGCCGGCGUCCUACGGGACCGAGACGAGCAAGGAGGACCCGCUGCACCUCCCGGCGUUCCAGGAGCUCGCGAAGGAGCUGCCCUGGGCGAAACACGUGCACUCGAAACUGGUGUGCGCGCUGACGCGGGAGCCGAUGGACGAGCACAACCCGCCGAUGGUGCUCCCGAACGGCGCCGUGUACUCGGAGCGCGCCGUGGGCCUGGUCGCCAGCAAGAACGCGGGGCACAUGGUGUGCCCCGUGAGCGGGGAGUCCUUCCCCGUCGCCGACAUGCGCAGGGCCUACAUCAUGUGA